AUGAUAAGUAUAAUAUACUUUAUCAUAAUAAAUGCAUUAUCAAGAAUACUACUAAUAAAUCAAUCACAAUCAUCAUCACAUCCACAACAACAAAAGAUUCUACUACCUAAUUCAAACCCAGAACAACUUAACUUACAACUAAAGCAUAUAUUUCAUCAUGGAAUAGGGAAUGAUGACUACAAAAUUCAUAAACGAUUAGAUAUAACUAAUGAAUAUUUACAAAAACAUAAAGAAUAUUUUAUAAAUUUAUCAAAUGAAAUAAGUACACAACAAGAAGAUGAUGAUUUACACGAUUGGCCAUCGAUAUAUAAACAUGAAAAUCCAUUUACAAUAAAAUUACCAUUUAAAUCCACUGAUUCCAUUUCAAAAAGACUUAAAUAUAGAAACGAACCAAAUUUUAUAGAAUCAUAUUUAGAUUAUUCAAGAUCAAUAAAUGGUAACCCCACAUUAUUAAAUAAAAUAGAUUUAGAAUGGAUAGAUGAUGAUAUAACUGUCCCUAAUAUUACAGAUAGAGAUACAGUAAUCACUUUAGCAACUAUAUCAUCAAAUUCAUAUGUACGUUUUCCCAAAGAUGAUGAAGAAAAAAAAAAAUCAGAUUGGAUAGAUGUUGGAGGUUGGGAACCAAAUGAUACUGAUGAUAAUAUAAAUUUUGGAUGGGAGAAAAUAGGAAUGAGAGGUCACGUAUUUGUUAGUAGUGAUAAUAAGACAGUUGUUAUUGGAAUAAAAGGAACUUCUGGAGCUGGAUUACCAGGUGGUGGAAGUGAUGAAACUGCAGGAGUUGAUAAAAUUAAUGAUAAUUUAUUAUUUUCAUGUUGUUGUGCUAGAGUUGGAUAUAUGUGGACAACAGUAUGUGAUUGUUAUGAAAAAGCAUAUACAUGUAAUCAAGAUUGUCUUGAAAAAGAAUUAAGAAGAAAAGAUAGAUUUUAUCAAGCUGCUUUAGAUAUUUAUAAAAAUGUAACAAAAUUAUAUUCACCAGAAACACAUGAAAUUUGGGUUACGGGUCAUUCAUUAGGUGGAGCAAUGGCAUCUUUAUUAGGUAGAACUUAUGGAUUACCAGUAGUUGCAUAUGAAGCACCAGGAGAAAUGUUAGCAACAAAAAGAUUACAUUUACCUCAACCACCAGGAUUACCAAAACAUAUGGAAAAUAUAUGGCAUUUUGGAAAUACUGCUGAUCCAAUUUAUAUGGGAGUAUGUAAUGGAGCAUCAAGUUCAUGUUCAUUAGCUGGUUAUGCAAUGGAAACUGCUUGUCAUACUGGAUAUCAAUGUGUUUAUGAUGUUGUUGGUGAUAAAGGUUGGAGGGUUAAUUUAUUAAAUCAUAGAAUUCAUACAGUUAUUGAUGAUAUUAUAUUAACUUAUAAUGAAACUGCAAAAUGUGUUGAACAACCUCCUUGUAGAGAUUGUUUUAAUUGGAGAUUUGUAAGUCAUAUAGAUGAUUAA
Molecule: messenger RNA, 1437 nt
Organism: Lodderomyces jiufengensis
Lineage: Eukaryota; Fungi; Ascomycota; Pichiomycetes; Serinales; Debaryomycetaceae
Gene: ATG15
Product: triglyceride lipase
Exons: 1
Coding region: 1-1437 (478 amino acids)
Biological process (GO): multivesicular body membrane disassembly; macroautophagy; piecemeal microautophagy of the nucleus
Molecular function (GO): glycerophospholipase activity
Source: RefSeq, a predicted model, not a curated record